UCAUCCCGGUAUCAUGGUAUAGAGAGCCCCGCAAACUGGCUAUCACUGUGAGGAGAUUGGUUUCAAUCAUGCUGUCGAAUGUUGUCAAGCGAAGCGUCAGCCAGUUCGGUGUUUUCGUGAGGCAGAUGAGCAAAGUGAAUAAUUCCUUGUCGGCGACACAGGAUGGACAGAAAAAUAGAAUACUAUGGAUUGACCUGGAGAUGACAGGGUUGAAUGUAAAAACAGAUCAGAUCCUAGAGAUUGCCUGUCUUGUCACGGAUGCACAGCUCAACAUUGUUGCAGAGGGCCCGAGCCUGGUCAUCCAUCAUCCUGACUCUGCCCUGGAUGCCAUGGACGACUGGUGCACACAGCAUCAUGGGAAGUCUGGUUUGACAGAAGCUGUGAAGAAGAGUAAGAUCACGUUGCCUAACGCUGAAGAGGAAGUUCUGCAGUUUGCCACAACGCACACGCUCCCUGGGGUGUGUCCUUUAGGGGGCAACUCUGUACAUGCUGACAAGGUGUUUCUGACCAAGUACAUGCCACGGCUUGCCAACCACCUGCACUAUCGCAUCAUAGAUGUGAGCACAGUGAAGGAACUCUGCAGGAGGUGGUACCCUGAGAAAUAUGAAGCAGCACCCAGGAAGAAGCUUUGCCACAGAGCGCUGGAUGACAUCAAGGAAAGCAUCGAGGAACUCAAGUAUUACCGCAGCACCAUAUUCCGCUCCUAAAACAUUCACACAGGAUUGACAUGUACUGAGUGGUGAAUGUGAGGGAUGUGGACAUUCCUGGUCUUUGCUGAACAUUCUUAGGAUGUAGAAUCUGUAACACAUUCCUUUCUUACAAGGCUAUACUUAACCUAGAGCCGGUCAUAUAAAGUCAUGCAGGUGCAGGGAGGGCGUGGGUGGCCCAGUCGUCUAAGGCACCGCGAUUCGCUGUGCAGAGUUGCGUCUUGGGCACGCCAGAAACCUAUGAUUGUGGGUUCGAAUCCUGGUUUGCCCCGAUUAUUUUUCUAGGUUUGUCAGCACCAUACCAGUGCUCGUGGGUUUCACCGAAGUGGUCAACGUCUGAGAACUGCAUGACUUCAGGCUUACCUCCCACAUUAAGCUGACACGCCGCGAUAUAACUGGAAUACUGUUAAAAGCGGUGUUAAACCCAACUCACUCACUCAUUGCUGCAGGGGGCAGCCAAUGGCCUCAUCCCCCUAAACUUGCUCUGUGACUUGUGCCAGGACCCAUUGCAUUGUAGACAUUGUCUGUUGCUGCUUCAUAUGUGUUUAUGGGGCUGGUAUUAAAGCCUGCGUCAAUGUCUGUGCUUUCCCCCAUUAUACUGUUGCCAGGCUGGGUCUAUUUUGUGGUACAUGGCGGCAUCCCAGUAAUGCUAACUGUUUUCUCCCAAACAUCUGAAUUUAUGUUAUGGGUCUUUGUUUGUUGUCCGUCAGUCCAUCCAUCCAUUAUCUCUGAAGCUUAAAAUCUCUUCUUCACGAAAUCUACUGACUGUAUCAAUAUCAUUUUCAAAUGACAUGUUCUCUGUGGGCUACAGCUACAGCUACAGCAAUUGUGUUGAUCGAUGCUCAUGAUGUCAAUCACUGGAUUGUCUGGUCCAGACUCGAUUAUUUACAGACUGCCGUCAUAUAGCUGGAAUAUUGUUGAGUGUGGAGUUAAACAACAAACAAACAAACAAACAAACAAACAGAAGCUACAGAAAAGUAAACUUUUCAUUUUCAAAAGUUCAAAAUGGUCUCCUCAACAGACGUUAAGGGUCAAAGGGAGACUACUCUUCAAACCUCAGAGGCUAAACCAUGUUUAUAAUUUUAACUUUAUACAAUCUUCAUUAAAGUCAUGAACGUGAUCCAAUAAAACAUUAACAUCCUUGCACAUCAAAAUUACUGAUAUAAAAACACAAAACAGUGUCGAAUAACACAUUUCUGUACCAGAAUUGUCAUGUGAAAUAUGUGAGGUGGGUGUUGGAAAAUCCAAAAUGGCUGUUACUGACGGUAUAAUUAUAGAAGUAAGAACCAUCUUUUUUACGGAUGAUAUAAGGGCUCAUAUGGGGUUAGUAGUUCUGCUCUCUGAUUGGUCAAACUCACUUUGAGGCAUAAUAAAAUCUCAUAUGCAGCAACUAUGUGGUUUUUGGAAUAAUAUAUCAUAGCUUUUUUGGCAUCUUUAGAUAUUUUAUCAGGCUACAACCUUUGACUUUCACGUACAAUAUUUAUACUGCUUCUGCAUUUUCAGCAUCUUUACCUCAUAUUCUUAUUGAGGGAGGUGGAACCUUAAUCGAAGACAGAAACAGAUGACAUAUCUGAAAUGUUUUGCUAAGUAACUGUGCAGGUAAAUAAAUAUUGCAAUUAAGUCGCUGCUGAAAAAGUUCUUUCAUAGUCACUGUCACCUCAUUAUAAGGCGAUGAUGGAAACUUCCAACCUACUUACAUUGUGCAUGUAGUGUCAUUAAUUCAUAGAUAAAGGAUACACUGAAUGUUG
This is a messenger RNA of Haliotis rufescens (red abalone), 2455 nucleotides long. RefSeq names its product oligoribonuclease, mitochondrial-like. NCBI's taxonomy places the organism in Eukaryota, Metazoa, Mollusca, Gastropoda, Lepetellida, Haliotidae. Bases 69 to 707 code for a protein of 212 amino acids. Gene Ontology annotation, cellular component: mitochondrion. The record is from RefSeq and is a predicted model, not a curated record. Gene Ontology annotation, molecular function: 3'-5'-RNA exonuclease activity; nucleic acid binding. The transcript has 6 exons.